AUGCCGCCUCGAAGCGAUAAUCCCAACGACUUUGAAAAAUCUCUGGGUGCCCCAGUUACCAAGUGCACCGGCCUGGCCCCUCUGGCGUGGGCCAAGCAAGUCCACUUUGAUCUCGACUUGACUUGGCAAAAGGGUGCCCCAGAUGGCAAUGUUCGAGAGAUGGUGUUUAUGAAUGAUCAAUUCCCUGGUCCUGAGCUACGAUUAGAACAAGGUGACGAUGUCGAAGUGGUUGUUCACAACAAUCUGCCUUACAAUACCUCACUUCACUUCCAUGGGAUUGAGCAGCGAGGUACACCGUGGUCUGAUGGUGUCCCCGGACUCACCCAGAAGCCAAUUCAGCCAGGUCAUAGUUGGACAUAUAGGUGGAAGGCAACUCAAUAUGGAACCUACUGGUAUCAUGCUCAUGCUCAGGCCGAGCUCAUGGACGGGCUAUAUGGACCCAUCUGGAUCAGUCCGUCUGCCGGAACACCCGAUCCGUUCCAUUUUAUCUCAAGCAAUCCUGCCGAUAUCAACGCAAUGAAGGCCGCAGAGAAGAACCCACAACUUGUUAUGCUGUCUGAUUGGGAUCACCUUACUGCAGCGGAGUAUCAGAAGGCUCAAGAAGAUACUAGUGUCAACAUCAUAUGCUCUGACAGUAUCCUUGUCAACGGUCGCGGGUCCGUGUAUUGUCCGGGCACUGCAAACAUUUCCAGCGUCGAGUUACCGUACCUAAGCACUGCAAUCAACAACCAGCCUUUGACAGAUAAAGGCUGCCUCCCUCCCAUAUAUGAAACUCAAGGCAACUUUCCCACUCACCCAGAGUUACUUCCAGGAGGGUUGAACUCUGCCUGUACCCCUACUGUUGGCCUCCAUGAAAUCAUUGAAGUUGAUCCUCAAGCUGGAUGGGUUAGUCUCAAGCUUAUUAGUGCAGCUGCACUGAAGGCAUUGAUGUUCUCUAUCGAUGAGCACCCAAUGUACAUCUAUGAGGUUGAUGGCGCAUACAUUGAGCCGCAACUUGCAGAGACCUGGACAAGCCCCCCCAAAGACUAUACCAUCCGAAUUCCCGACACACAGGGUGACCAAGUCAUCUCCGGCUUUGCCACUAUGCGAUACAAAGGCUCCGAUAAUACCAGCCCCUCCGCUCCCUAUGUGGACUAUGGUGGCAGAAACACGUCUGCCUCAGUUGUGCCUCUGGAUAACAGAGCUAUUCAACCGUAUCCUCCUGUGUCCGUCCCUCGCCACGCUGAUCAGCUGGUCAACCUGACCCUUGGCCGUUGGGGUUCCUCUUACACUUGGACUGCUUCUGGAGGUCCUCUCUAUGACAUGAUGGCUAAUUGGGAUGACCCUAUUCUGUAUGAUCUGAAUGCAAAGAAGAACCUUGCCAGCCAAGUCACCAUCCAGACUAAGAACGGCACCUGGGUGGACUUGCUUCUUCAGCUAGGCAACAUGCCCAAUACACCAGCCACGCAAGCGCCACAUGUCAUGCAUAAGCACUCCAACAAAGCUUUCAUUCUCGGCGUCGGUCCUGGGAUCUUCAACUGGGCAAGCACUGACCAGGCGAUCGCUCAACACCCCGAAUUCUUUCAGCUGGAUAACCCUCAGAUGAGGGACACAUUUGUCACUCAGGGUGCCAACGGUCCGACUUGGAUGAUCAUCCGAUACCAGGUGGUGAACCCUGGUCCUUUCCUCUUCCACUGUCACAUUGAGACGCACAUGUCCAAUGGCAUGGCGGUCGCUCUGCUCGAUGGUGUUGAUGCAUGGCCACGGGUUCCGGCCGGCGAAGAUCAAAGUCCAGAUGCUGGCCAAUUUUCUGGUCAGGGUGCCAGUCAAAAUCAAGGCGGGGAUCAAGGCCAGGCUUCCGGUCAAGGCCAGACUUCUGAUCAAGACCAAGCUGGGGAUCAAGAAGAGAGUGCGAGUAUGAGUUCGUUCUGGUCUAGCCACGCCCAGACACCCACACCGGGCAGUGGCACGGCAGCUUCAGCUCCCCUCGCGACCCCAAGUGCCCCGCAGACGCCUCGUCAACCAUCUACAACCCCUUCUCAACCUUCUCCUCAAACCCCUCAGUCAACUAAAAGCCCCCUGCCAGCUCCGGCUCAAGCCACCCCUCCCACACCCCCGAAAGCCACACCCGAGAUUGAGGACUAUGGCGAGUGGCACCAGGCUCGCCUUGAACUCAUGAAGCUUAUUGGUCAAAGAAUUUCUGAGCGCGUUGCAGAGUCUGAUCGCGACAUCUAA
Molecule: messenger RNA, 2214 nt
Organism: Penicillium waksmanii
Lineage: Eukaryota; Fungi; Ascomycota; Eurotiomycetes; Eurotiales; Aspergillaceae
Product: multicopper oxidase
Exons: 6
Coding region: 1-2214 (737 amino acids)
Molecular function (GO): oxidoreductase activity; copper ion binding
Source: RefSeq, a predicted model, not a curated record